UUUGUUUUACUGUACAAACUUUACGAUCUCUCCAGGUGUCAGAUCUCCUCAGAGAGCAGCUUUUCCUCCAAUCAGAGCUCAGCUACGACGGUCACACCCCCACCACCAACCCCUCCUCCCGAUCGUCCAGUCCAGGCCGAGGAGGUAGAGACCACGAGCAGAGUCAGGGUGUGUACCGGGCGUCGAUCAACAUUACCCCUGUCCUUCCUCCUCGACCCAACACACGAGCAGAGGAGGAGGAGGAAGAGGAGCGAAAGAUUGGAGGGGAGGGAGGAGGAGGUGGAGAAGCUCCAGAGGAAGGAGCAGCAGGAGCAGUCGGAGUGGGGAACCUGCAGCAGCUCAUCAGAGAGAUUCGAGAGAGCGUGGCGCAGGAGGUCCGACGGGAGAUCUACAGCGAGCUGCUGGCUGCCGUGUCGCCACGGCAAUCGCCCCUGCCCCCCAGACAACACCACCUGUAGCCAUGGCGACAGCUGAGCAACCCCCCCCUCUCCUGUUUGCCUUCAGCCUUAGCAACCACAGCCUGAGCAGCACCACUGUCCGUCUGUAACACUGUAUAGCUGAGUAACACUGUCUGUGUGGAACACUAUGUGUCUGUAACACUGUAUGUCUGUAACACUGAUGAUGAAACGUGACGCAACCCGCCCACCUCGCUUGUGACCCGCCCCCCUGGUUUUUAACACGCUCGCUCGACAGGACGAAGAGAGGUGGCGCCCGCUGUCUCAGUUGGUUUGAUGAAAGUGGUCUGAUGCAUGCUGGGAACGCCAGUCUGGACGAGCCUGUUCACGCCGCCCCCUCCAGCAUACAUUCCCCUGUGAGCCAUCAUUCAUGUGUUUUUUAUUCUGCCCCACACCCUGUUUACUUUUUCUAACCUGAUCAAAUGCCAGGUUUAGAACUACUACCACUAAAAGUAUAAUAUAACUACGAGUACUGCUUACAGUACUGCUUACAGUACUGCCAUCAUCUCCUCCACCACUAACAUACGAUUUAUGUUCUGAUAUUUCUGUUUUCCUACUAAAUACAGCUAGUAGCUAGUAGUAACAAGUAUUUAAAUGUGUUGUCGGAGCACAGGAGAUCGCCUUCCCUUGGAAAUACUUUAAAUGUCCUAAUCAUCUUUUAAUCUUUCUUCAAGUGAGAGAGAAAUUCUUUAUUUUUUGGGGGGAUGCCGAGGCUCAAACUCUUUUAUACCUUAAGGUUACUCAUUCCAUGCACAUUUCAGCGAAUCAUGAAAGGUUUUAAGACGGAGUCAAACUAUUGACACUUUCUCAUCAUCAUCACCACCCUCAUCAUCAUCAUCCUCAUCAUCGUCAAUCGUGCCACUCUUCCUCCUUCACAGCUGAUUCUGUUCAUUUCCAUGUUUUUCUCUGCCAGGUUCGAUCGUAACAUUCAACAGAUCUUUGUCACGGUAACUUUUUCAGCAUUUUAAAUUGAGUUUAGUUUUUGUAAACUGCGUUAGAUUUGUUGGAGCAUGGAUUGAUAGGCUAGCAGUUUCCCCCCACUUCCAGUGUUUGUGCUUAGCUAAGCUAAACACAUCCUGAACUCGACGAUAUUCGUGGCUGCUCCUUUAACUCUCAUUGGUUGUUGGUGAACAGGUGAUGAGGUUAGUGUGUGAGGUCCUCAAUGGCAGCAGCAGGUUUUGGUAAGUUGUCACGGUGACAGUGG
This is a messenger RNA of Paralichthys olivaceus (Japanese flounder), 1659 nucleotides long. NCBI's taxonomy places the organism in Eukaryota, Metazoa, Chordata, Actinopteri, Pleuronectiformes, Paralichthyidae. The record is from RefSeq and is a predicted model, not a curated record.